AUGCAAUCCAUACUUUCAAUUCUUCUCCUCUGGCUCGCCAUCACGACUACAGGGUACCUCGUCCCAGAACCGCCUGGUAAAUACAAUGUCACAUUGACGACUGGGACCCUUGUCGACUACACCCGUGAUGACCCUUAUGCCGCAGAACCAACGCCUCGGGCACUGAUGCUGUCAGUGUUUCAACCUGCGACAUGCGUAUCUACUGUGCCGGUCCGUGACAUGCCCACGGAGACCGCUGAGUACCAAGGGCCAUUGCUCAAAACGACCUUCAAUAUCUCCGUCAAUCUCUCACCCCUCUUCCUGGAAGCUCGUCUGCCAGUGUGUUCGGAUCAUCCCGAAAGCCGCUCACUCACACAUGACCACCCUAUCCUGCUCUUCGCCCCGGGCUACGGCAUCCCUCGAGUCUAUUACAAUGUCCUCGCCUCAGCUAUCGCCAGCGAGGGCUUCAUAGUCAUCACCAUUGAUCACCAAGAGGACGCGAACAUUAUUGUCUAUCCAGAUGGCCACGCGGUCUACACAAAUGCCUCCAUACUGAACAGCCCUACCUGGGACGAGUACCCUCGUGCCGCCGACGCAUCCUCCAUUAUCGACCAGCUGAGCAACGAAACUGCCAUGGCGAAGCUACUUCCCCAACGUGGACCCCGACCAUUCCGAACCGACCGCGUCGCCAUGCUAGGACACUCGGUAGGCGGCGCCUCCGCCAUCGUGGCCGCCAGCCGUGAUCACCGCAUUCGUGGGGCCAUCAAUUGGGACGGUACCAUUUUCGUAUCGCCACCUCUAUCAUUGUUUCAGCCAGUGCUUUUCAUGAACCAUCAGAAUACUAUUGAUCCCACUUGGUUGGCGGCGUGGCCGCAACUGAAGGGCCCGAAGCUAGUCGUCCAUGUCGCGAACUCGACCCACCAGACCUUCACAGACGUGGCCACUCUAUUCCAGGCGGCUGGGUUGAGCACGGCGCCAUUCGCGGAUCUUUUGGGCACAAUUGCGCCGGUCCAGAUGGUGCAGAUCCUGGCAACGUAUACGACCGCGUGGAGGAACGGGGCGUUUGUGGGCAAGGAAGGCGGGGCGGUGCUUGAAGGACAGGAGUUGAGCAAGUUUCCGGAGGUCUCAAUUAUGAUGAAAAGCAACUGUUAA
This is a messenger RNA of Penicillium maclennaniae, 1131 nucleotides long. Its product is annotated as PAF acetylhydrolase. Gene Ontology annotation, molecular function: 1-alkyl-2-acetylglycerophosphocholine esterase activity. The transcript has a single exon. NCBI's taxonomy places the organism in Eukaryota, Fungi, Ascomycota, Eurotiomycetes, Eurotiales, Aspergillaceae. The record is from RefSeq and is a predicted model, not a curated record. The coding region runs from base 1 to 1131 and encodes 376 amino acids.